AUGGCUGUCCUCUCCAACCCCACACCUCGAUUCAAACCCCACUCCUCUCCAACACCACCACUCCUCUCCAACAACCCCACUUCUCAACACCACCACUCCUCUCCAACACCAUCACUCCUCAACACCACCACUCCUCUCCAACACCACCACUCCUCAACACCACCACUCCUCUCCAACACCACCACUCCUCUCCAACACCACCACUCCUCAACACCACCACUCCUCUCCAACACCAUCACUCCUCAACACCACCACUCCUCUCCAACACCACCACUCCUCAACACCACCACUCCUCUCCAACACCACCACUCCUCUCCAACAACCCCACUCCUCAACACCACCACUCCUCUCCAACACCAUCACUCCUCAACACCACCACUCCUCUCCAACACCACCACUCCUCAACACCACCACUCCUCUCCAACACCACCGCUCCUCAACACCACCACUCCUCUCCAACACCACCACUCCUCUCCAACAACCCCACUCCUCAACACCACCACUCGUCUCCAACACCACCACUCCUCAACACCACCACUCCUCAACACCACCACUCCUCUCCAACACCACCACUCCUCUCCAACACCACCACUCCUCUCCAACACCACCGCUCCUCAACACCACCACUCCUCUCCAACACCACCACUCCUCUCCAACACCACCACUCCUCAACACCACCACUCCUCUCCAACACCACCACUCCUCUCCAACACCACCGCUCCUCAACACCACCACUCCUCUCCAACACCACCACUCCUCUCCAACACCACCGCUCCUCAACACCACCACUCCUCUCCAACACCACCACUCCUCUCCAACACCACCACUCCUCAACACCACCACUCCUCUCCAACACCAUCACUCCUCAACACCACCACUCCUCUCCAACACCACCGCUCCUCUCCAACACCAACAACACCACUCCUCUCCAACAACCCCACUCCUCUCCGACACCACCACUCCUCUCCAACAACCCCACUCCUCAACACCACCACUCCUCUCCAACACCACCACUCCUCAACACCACCACUCCUCUCCAACACCAUCACUCCUCAACACCACCACUCCUCUCCAACAACCCCACUCCUCUCCAACACCACCACUCCUCAACACCACCACUCCUCUCCAACACCACCACUCCUCAACACCACCACUCCUCUCCAACACCACCACUCCUCUCCAACCCCGCUCCUUUCCAACACCACCGCUCCUCUCCAACAACCCCGCUCCACUCCAACACCACCGCUCCUCUCCAACACCACCAAUCCUCUCCAACACCACCGCUCCUCUCCAACAACCCCACUCCUCAACACCACCACUCCUCUCCAACACCACCACUCCUCAACACCACCACCACUCCUCAACAACAACAACACUCCUCAAUACCCCACUUCUCUCUCAGACAUCCAUCUCGGGUCUGCGCUUUCUUACACCCUGAUAGAUGCGGGAAAAGCCCUGGUUUCAGCUCUCUAG
Molecule: messenger RNA, 1473 nt
Organism: Molossus molossus (Pallas's mastiff bat)
Lineage: Eukaryota; Metazoa; Chordata; Mammalia; Chiroptera; Molossidae
Product: extensin-like
Exons: 1
Coding region: 1-1473 (490 amino acids)
Source: RefSeq, a predicted model, not a curated record